Molecule: messenger RNA, 3107 nt
Organism: Fomitiporia mediterranea MF3/22
Lineage: Eukaryota; Fungi; Basidiomycota; Agaricomycetes; Hymenochaetales; Hymenochaetaceae
Product: Zn-dependent exopeptidase
Exons: 13
Coding region: 35-2929 (964 amino acids)
Molecular function (GO): carboxypeptidase activity
Source: RefSeq, a predicted model, not a curated record
GCGUAACUACCUAACUUGAUGCACGACCGUCAUCAUGACCCCUCCUCCAGACGAAAAACUUGAAGAACUCGAGCCUGCACUGCCGAAAGAAUUCGAAGAUGAGUACUCGGACUCAGAAGAAGUUGAACAUGCGCCGCUGAGUCGUGGUCAAAAGAGAAGUUCACGGACGAAGACUAGGCUUAUCGUUUUCCUGACUUCGGUGUUAUGUCUUUGGUUAUGGAUGGUUGGAAAGCGGAAGGUGGAUGAGAUGUCCAGUGGAAUUCCGCAUGAGGAGUUUGACAUUAGUUGGCCGUUUGUUGUUUCGGACUUGGAUAAUGAGGCAGAGGCAGAGGAGGUUCAGUUGCCGCACCAUCCUCAUAAACGACCUCGUAUACUUAAUGGGAAACCUGCUGAAAAGAUAUUCUUGGACGUACCUAACAAUGUCAGCGCCAUCGAGACAUCCCGUCGUUUCGCAGGGAAGCCGCACAUGGCGGGCACGCAGGGAGACUACGACACCGCCAUCGACUUCCUACACCUCUUACAAACCGAGCUAGGCAUUCCAAGUACCUCCACAGACCCCGUAUUCAAAGCAGGUUCUCCCGAAUCUCGUAACGCAACUCUCAGUAUUGCAAAACAGAACUCACCCUCAGCAUGGGUCGACACGUAUUUCCCCAUACUCAACUCACCAGUGAACCAUAGUCUUGAGAUCCUUGAAGACGACGGCAAGACGGUGUGGACGGCACAACUGGAGGAGAUUGCAGAGGACGAGCUUGAUCCCGACGCGGGGAAGUAUGCGGAAGCGGUACCUGCGUUCCAUGGAUUGAGUCGUGGAGGUGAAGUACAGGGAAAGCUUGUUUAUGUAAAUUAUGGGAGGAAGGAGGAUUAUGAUGCUCUUGAGGACGCAGGUGUCAACUUCAACGGUACCAUCGUCCUUGCUCGGUACGGAGGUGUCUUCCGUGGGCUUAAGGUCAAGGGUGCCCAAGAGCGUGGAGCUGUUGGAUGUCUGAUUUACUCGGAUCCGCGGGAUGACGGAAGUGUUCGUUAUCAUAAUGGUUAUGCAGCGUAUCCUCUCGGACCAGCGAGGAACCCUACCUCAGUCCAACGAGGCUCUGUCCAGUUCAUCUCUCUGUAUCCUGGUGAUCCUACUACACCCGGUUAUCCGUCAUAUGAGAACAGCACACGUACAAAUGGAGAGAACAUCCCGAAAAUUCCUAGUCUACCUCUGUCGUGGAACACAGCUUCACGGCUUUUACAAGAAAUUGAGACUGGUGGAAGAAAUAGAGUGAUUAAGCUCGUAAACAAUGUGGACGUUAAGGUUACGCCCAUUUGGAAUACGAUGGCUGUUAUUCCGGGACAUAUUAAGGAUGAAGUAGUCGUAGUUGGAAAUCAUCGUGAUGCUUGGGUACUGGGUGCAACCGAUCCAACCUCAGGAACUGUCUCCACCUACGAGGUGAUUCGAGGACUCGGUGUCCUGUUGAAGAAAGGCUGGAAGCCGCUGAGGACUAUUGUAAUUGCCAGUUGGGAUGCGGAAGAGUAUGGUCUAAUUGGAAGUACAGAGUGGGGAGAGGACUUCCCCGAGUGGAUUGACAACAACGUAGUCGCAUAUUUGAAUCUCGACUCAUCUGUUAGUGGAUCCCGCUUCCGCCUCUCUGCUUCACCUUCACUCGCACAUCUCGUGAGCGGCGCUGCGAAGGACAUCCCUCAUCCAACCAUUCCGGGGAAGACCCUUUGGCAAGCCCGGUUUGACUCUGGACCUUUACAUGGUGCGGUUGACGAGGAAGCGUUGUGUGUCUGGGAAGAACAAUGGGGCGAACCGUUGAUCGAACCCGAAGACCUCGAUGACUCCGACUCCCUAAGAAUUGCCGUUAAGGGCGGCUCGAAGGCCAAUGCAGAUGGCGUCCCAGUUCGCAGCGAAUCAACGAGCGUUGGUGCGUUAGGUUCUGGUAGCGAUUAUACGGUCUUCCUGCAGCGAAUUGGCGUAGCUAGUACGAAUGGUGGAUUUGGAUCCACACUGUCGGAUCCUGUGUAUCAUUAUCACUCUGUGUUUGAUUCGGAGACGUGGCAGGAACGAUAUGGAGAUCCUGGAUUCCAUCGUCAUGUCGCUGUUGCGAAGCAUCUUGGCUUGCAGCUCCUCCGGCUUGCAGAUGCCGUCGUCCUUCCCGUUAACACCACUCACUACGCGUACGAACUGGAUCUCUAUCUCAACAAAGUCGAGGAAAUAGCACAACAAAAGGGCCUAACCACCGACUUCUCAGAACUUCGCUCCAGCGUCUCAAAACUCCAAAAAGCAAGCGUAUCACUGGACGAAGAGAAAGCUUCCGCUGAGAAACACCUCAAAAGACUUCUCAAAAAGUGGUGGCGCAGACAUCACGGACACGGAAAAUCAUGGGGUCGUAAAGCACAUAAAGUGUUGAAGAAGAUUUGUUCGUGGUUUGGUUUGGGUGAUAAAUGUACACGUAAAACGAUGAUGGAUGGAGGAAUGUUCGGACUUGACAGAGACCAGCCGAAGGACUUAGGUGCGAGUCAUAGAUUGAAGCCUCGUGUUGGUCGGUUCCCUGCUUGGGUCAAGGAACGGGAAGAGGAGAAGCGGCAUGCACAUCAUCAUCACCACGCACACGCUCAUCACCAUCAUCACCACCAUCAUGGCCAUCACGUUCAUGGAGGUUGGAAACUAGCCAAGAAGCUCUUCAAAGCAGUCAGACGCAUCCAAGCAUCCAACGCGAAACUCGUAACCUUCGAAAGAGGGUUUAUUAGCGAAGAGGGUAUCAAGGAUCGGGAGUGGUUUAGGCAUUUGGGCGUUGCUCCUGGAAAGUGGUUAGGUUAUGGAGCGACGACUUUCCCAGGCUUGACAGAGGCCCUAACGUUUGACAAUAAUGCUACGCUUGCACAGGAGGAGGCGAAGAGGUUGCAGGCUCUUAUUGAUGCCUUAGCGAAAGACUUGAAAGUUUGAUGUCCUUUUACUAUUUCUCUGAGUGGAGUACAGAUCUCUGUACAAUAGUUAUGGGUGGAUAUGUCUAUGGUCCAAUAAACGAACCCCCUGUUUUAGCCAUCUUUUCGUCCAUUAGCUUUCCACAGGCACAAGUCUAGAAUAUGUGAAUAAUUAAGCACUUAAGAUUCACACAUCCAAA